AUGGCCCAAAGAGUCCUGUUCGACGCCUUUGGCAGUCGCCGCAACGACAACCGAAAGAGAGAAGCUUUGGACUUCAUCAACGGCUUGCUUGGCGGUAGCAGUGGCGACGUCGCCCACCGACGCCGGAGCAAAAACAACCGCAAUAAGCGCAAAGACCAGUCAGCCACAGAAGAGACCGACGAAGACAAAGUCAAACGACUCGAGGCCGAGGUCAGCCGCUUGAAAGCCGAAGCAGAGAAGCACACCAAGAAAGCGGAGGAGCUAAGAAAGUGUGCCGCGGAGAUUGAGAAUGGAGGAGAUGAUGCUAGCCGCUGCAGCAAUAUCAACAACAACCACAACAACAGCGCCCGCGCUGAUCACAGCCAAACCUGA
Colletotrichum higginsianum IMI 349063 is the source of this 372-nucleotide messenger RNA. RefSeq lists its product as uncharacterized. The coding region runs from base 1 to 372 and encodes 123 amino acids. The record is from RefSeq and is a predicted model, not a curated record. The transcript has 2 exons. NCBI's taxonomy places the organism in Eukaryota, Fungi, Ascomycota, Sordariomycetes, Glomerellales, Glomerellaceae.